CCGAGUUUAAAAUAUCGUUCCAACGAGAUAAGUGGUGAUUUGCUCGUUUGUUGGAAAUUUUUUCCUUGUUUCCGCGGAUUUUUACACCAUCGCUCUAUAGACUUCGACCUGCUUUCAAACGCAGCGUCAACAUCCCCGUGCUCGAUCGACAGCUCGAAGAUCGUAUGAUGUAACUGUUAAACAACGCUGUGUAUUUGAGAGUAAAACUCACGUGAUAAACUCUCCAGAACAUUUCUCGCCAACGGCCACUGCGUCUGCAUCUAAAAAUGUUCUUUAUCUUCUGUACUGGAAAUAUUGACUGUUGAAGAUCGAUCUAACGGUUUACUUCAUCAAUGGACAAGUAUUCGAUUCGUUGAUGCAUUUUUUACUGACAAGAGUUACGUUGAUUCGAAAUAUUUAUGUAUAUUUAUCUAUGUAAUUUUAUUUAUUUAUAUAAAUAAUUAUAUCUAUACUUUAUAAUAAGUACUGAUUAUUCGUCAACAAGGAAGAACUUCAGUUUACUUGUUAUACUUUUCAUCCUUGUUUAAGAUAACUUUCAUUCAACAUUCUCAAGAGCAAUGAUUUACGACGGUUAUAAAAUGUACUUGCAUCAUUGUAUUUGUUGCUUCGGUUACGUGCUGAUUAAUUAUUUCCAUAUUAAAUUUCGUAUCGUAUGAUUACAAAAAUUUGACACCGCGAACAUGAAGUGUAGAAGCUAAGAAGAAAACUAUACCUGUGGAAAAGAAUGUGUAAAUUGGAAAUAUUUUGUGCAACGUAAUACAUCAAACACCAAGUAUGUGAUUUCACGUUGAUCACAUGGAGAAAACGCACUAUAAACGCAGAAUCGGGUCGCGAGGGUUAAAAUCCUCGAUGACGCAAUUUCAUCUCGCGAAUCUCCAGCUUCGUUCCACGACAACAGAGGUAUCAAUUUCACUUUCUAACUGGUCAGACACGCAGUUACAUCGGCCCAAUUAAGCAUCUUAAUCGAGAUGAAGUAUCAUCACGGUCGUUAUCCGAGGAACGCGCGUUUAUUUGACAGCUCUUGGCCCGAUUACCGGCACGUGACUCAGUUCCAAUGGAAAACACACGAGCCAAGCGUCGCGUUCACAUUUGUUACGUUAGUAAGCGAUAGACAGCGCAGCCGAGUUAUCAUAGUGUGUCGAUCUUCUGUCAGACCGCGUUUUCCUUUUCGAUACAACACGUAGCGUUAUUCAGCUGCUCGACACGCUUGCGUGCUCCUGAGAAGCCGCGAAUCAUACCGUGCAAGUGGUACACGUCUCACCACCACCAUGACAGACGAUCUGAGCGACGAGAUGACGGCACUCAGCCCUGAACUAACGGUGAGACGACCGGUCUAUCAACAGGACGAACUUAAUCACUUGUUCAAAUAUGCGAAGCCGAACGAAUCACUUCUGAAGAACAUCUCGAUGAAAUGCAGAAAGGUCAAGCCGAUGACGAUUCUGAAGAAUACCAUACCCCUUAUCGGAUGGUUGUCGGCUUACAAUUGGAAGACCGAUUUACUGGGCGACAUCAUUGCUGGAAUCACCGUGGCAGUGAUGCAUAUUCCUCAAGGAAUGGCGUACGCAAUAUUGGGCAACGUUCCGCCAAUAGUUGGUAUCUACAUGGCAUUCUUUCCUGUUCUUGUGUAUCUCUUCCUUGGCACGUCAAGGCAUAAUUCAAUGGGUACCUUCGCGCUGGUUUGUAUGAUGACCGGAAAAGUGGUCACGACCUACAGCUCUCAAGGACAACUGCCGAAGAACGCGACAACAGAAAACGAGCUAUUAUCCUCGACGAGUAAUCGAUAUUCCCCCGUGGAAGUAGCCACCGCAGUCACUUUCGCCGUGGCCCUGAUUCAGUUAGUAAUGUAUUUAUUGCGAUUGGGAGUGGUUGCAUCGCUUCUAGCAGAUAGUCUCGUAAGCGGGUUCACCACAUCCGCGGCGAUUCACGUGUUCACGUCGCAAGUGAAGGAUCUACUAGGACUGGAAAACCUACCUAAACGCGUAGGACCCUUCAAGUUGAUCUUUAGUUACGUGGACUUCUUUAACAACUAUCAGUCUAUCAAUGGGAUUGCCCUCCUGCUAUCCUGUGUCAUCAUUUUGGUUCUCAUUGUCAACAAUGCGUUAAAGCCAAAGUUCGCGAAAAUAAGUCCAUUCCCAAUCCCCAUAGAAAUGCUAGUGGUUGUGCUUGGGACUGUCCUCUCAGUGUACGUGAACCUUACAGAAGUUUAUGGAAUCGCGAUAGUGGGUGACAUCCCAAUCGGGCUGCCAUCUCCGACCUUGCCACCAUUGUCUUUGGUACCGAGCAUUUUAUUAGAUAGCUUCAUCAUUACUAUGGUGUCCUACACUAUAUCCAUGUCCAUGGCGUUAAUCUUCGCGCAGCAACUCGGUUACGAAGUGGACUCGAACCAGGAGCUAAUGGCGCAGGGUGUCGGAAAUCUAGUUGGAUCCUUCUUCUCUUGCAUGCCAUUCACAGCUUCGCUCUCUAGAUCCCUGAUCCAGCAGACUGUCGGCGGACGAACUCAAUUAGCUAGUCUAAUAUCCUGUGGAAUUCUAAUUAGCGUUUUACUGUGGAUCGGUCCCUUCUUCGAGCCUCUGCCACGGUGUGUUCUAGCCAGCAUCAUCGUGGUGGCUCUAAAGGGGAUGCUAAUGAAAGUGACAGAAUUUAAGAAAUUCUGGAAAUUGGACAAAACGGAUGGGGUUAUCUGGGCGGUGACAUUCAUAUCAGUAAUUCUGAUGGACGUGGAAUAUGGUCUUCUAAUUGGAAUCGUGUUCUGCAUCGGCAAAUUAAUCCUCUUUUCUAUCCGUCCUUACACCUGUUCACUCGCUCUAGUACCUGGUACUGAGCUUUAUCUGGAUACCAAGAGAUAUAAAAGCACGGUAGAGCUGCCGGGUAUAAGAAUAUUUCACUAUUCAGGCAGCUUGAACUUCGCCUGUCGGCAACACUUCCGUGACGAGGUAUAUAAAAUUGCUGGCCAGACGCCGAGAAAGAAACCUAAUGGAGGCUUCAAACACGACGAGUUGAAGGAAGUUAGGAAGCUGAGAACCCUAAUACUGGACCUGAGCGCGGUGAGUCACAUGGACCUGGCGGGCGCAACGACCCUGAGAAACCUGAUCAACGAGUACUGUGAAAUCGAUAUAUCGGUGUACAUCGCCGGGUGUUCCGGACCUGUAUACGAGAUGAUGAGAAAGUGCAACCUGUUGGAAUACAAAGGUGGCCUGUUCGCCGCGUUCCCCACCGUGGCAGAUGCCGUGCAUUUUGCAAGGUCUAACACCGAGCCAGCAUGGAGUUCGCCGAUAUACGACGACGCAACCGUCGCCAGGCUCUGAUUGCCUGAAUACUAAUCGCGACUACAUGCGGCGAAGUUCAUUCAUGAUUCCCAGGGAAAAAUUUCUCAAUCAACGUGAUCGACUGACAAUUUAACUGCCAUGUUAUUUCUAGGCGCAUGCAUUUGACUGUUUGAUGAGAGGAAUAUUGGAAAUGAGAAGUUGUGAGAUGUUGAGGGAUUGUAGAUAUAACUUUAAAGAAGAGAUGAUUAUGAUAGGAUUGAAUUUUGUAUGUAGAUAGUGUUUGUUAAUGAAGAAUAUGUCGAAAUCAGUUCGAACAAAUUGCUCAAGAAGGAAUAUUGUGAAGGUUGAAUGUGUUCAUCCUGCUUGAUUCAUUAUAAAUCGUAUAAACAAUUCUGUACCACUAUCUUUUUAAAAGAUAUUAAAAGCACACUACCUCGAUGUAGUAAAUAAAACUUAGAAUUGAGUGUGAAAAUUGAAUGAUAUUUAUACGUACAAUAUUUUUGUAAUAACAAGUAAUGUUUUGUGUAUUAUAAAAUUAUGAAACGAAUAAUAUUUAUAGAUACACUUCCAGAAUACCUAUU
This is a messenger RNA of Bombus huntii, 3847 nucleotides long. RefSeq names its product solute carrier family 26 member 6-like. Lineage: Eukaryota; Metazoa; Arthropoda; Insecta; Hymenoptera; Apidae. Gene Ontology annotation, biological process: transmembrane transport. The record is from RefSeq and is a predicted model, not a curated record. The coding region runs from base 1269 to 3305 and encodes 678 amino acids. Gene Ontology annotation, molecular function: bicarbonate transmembrane transporter activity; chloride transmembrane transporter activity; sulfate transmembrane transporter activity. The transcript has 14 exons. Gene Ontology annotation, cellular component: membrane.